UAUACAUAUAUAUAGCCCAUUCAAUAUGCGUCUGCCCUAUCGCAAUAAAAAAGUCACCCUUUGGGUGCUCUUCGGCAUCAUCGUUGUCACCAUGUUCCUAUUCAAAUUCACUGAACUGCGGCCGACAUGUCUAUUUAAGGUUGAUGCGGCAAAUGAUUUGCCAUCCCAGAUGGUACGAGUUGAGAAAUACCUCACAGAUGACAAUCAACACGUUUAUUCAUACAACCGAGAGAUGCCAUUAAUAUUCAUAGGCGGUGUACCAAGAUCUGGAACGACAUUGAUGCGCGCCAUGUUGGAUGCGCAUCCCGAUGUGCGUUGCGGGCAGGAGACGCGCGUCAUACCGCGAAUUCUGCAGUUGCGCUCACAUUGGCUAAAGUCCGAAAAGGAAUCGCUGCGCCUGCAGGAGGCUGGCAUCACCAAAGAGGUCAUGAAUAGUGCCAUUGCACAGUUUUGCCUGGAAAUCAUAGCAAAACAUGGCGAACCGGCGCCACGUUUAUGUAACAAGGACCCAUUGACGCUGAAAAUGGGCUCCUAUGUAAUCGAACUGUUUCCGAACGCAAAAUUUCUAUUCAUGGUACGGGAUGGACGAGCCACAGUUCAUUCGAUUAUCUCGCGCAAGGUGACAAUCACCGGUUUCGAUUUGACCAGCUACCGGCAGUGUAUGCAGAAAUGGAAUCAUGCCAUCGAGGUGAUGCACGAACAGUGCCGGGACAUUGGCAAAGAGCGCUGCAUGAUGGUUUAUUACGAACAGCUUGUAUUGCAUCCGGAGGAAUGGAUGCGUAAAAUAUUAAAAUUCUUGGAUGUGCCAUGGAACGAUGCAGUCCUGCAUCACGAGGAGUUCAUCAAUAAGCCCAACGGUGUGCCGCUAUCCAAAGUGGAGCGCUCAUCGGAUCAGGUCAUCAAGCCUGUAAAUUUGGAGGCCUUGUCGAAAUGGGUGGGACAAAUGCCCAACGAUGUGGUGCGAGACAUGGCAGACAUUGCACCGAUGCUGUCUGUGCUCGGUUAUGAUCCGUAUGCAAAUCCGCCGGACUAUGGUAAGCCAGAUGCUUGGGUGCAGGACAAUACGUCUAAGCUAAAAGCGAACCGCAUGCUGUGGGAAAGUAAGGCCAAACAAGUGUUGCAGCUGCUGCCUGUGGAUGACAAGGAUCUGAAAUCAGAUGAGCAUAAUGUGCAUAACAGCAUCAACAACAACAACAAUAAUAAUAAUAACAACAACAACAUCAACAACAAUAAUGAAAUUGAAAAUAAUGGCAAUGAUGUCGACAACAACAUAAACAACAUGUACAAUAUCAAUAAAAAUGUAGCACCAGCAGUGCAACAACAACAACAGCAGCAGCAACAACAACAACAACGACAACAAUAUGAGCAGGAACAGCUGCAGCUGCAGCAACAACAACUUCAGCAACAACACUCACAAAGAAUGUCACCGGCAGUGCAACAAUAUAAAAAACCAAAGGAUGUUAUAACGAUAAAGCAGCUUAGCAACAGGCAUUACAACAACAAAAACAAUGCUGCCAGCUCAUUGUUGGAAGAAACAUGAUAUCCGCAUAUACCCAUACGUCUGCCUCGCAGCAAACAUUGAGGCAAACACACACAGACAAACACAUCAAGUGCGCCUUCAAUGGUUAUAGUAAUGGCGGUGGCCGGUGACCGGAAACCGGAAAUCAAAUGCAACUGCAACACACAAAUGACAAACAAACAAACAAACAAACAAUGAAAAAUUACAGCAACUUCGACAGCAGCAGCCGACGUAAGUAAUCGUAAUAGUAAUAGAUUUCUAGCGCAAAUGCCGAAUUCAAAAACCAACAACAACAUCUACGAUAUAGUUACCUAAUCUGAAUUGUAUUAUGUAUAACAAUUGCUAAAUACACGCAUACACACACAUAGCUAUGCAUGUGUUGCUUUUAACUGUUGAAUGUUGUGAGCAAAUUUACCAAAAAAAAAAACAAAACAAACUAAUAAUAAAAAUAUAUAAUAAUAAUAAUACUAAUAAUAAUAAAAAAAGAGAAAAUCGUACAACCUAACACUUAAGCAGUUUACAGCGAAACAAAACAACAACUACAAAAAAAGAGGGAAAGUGCAUUUCUAUAUAAACAUAUACACUAUAUAUGUAUGUAUACAAUAUUAUAUACGCAGACAUACAUAAGCUGCGUUCCAAGGUAAACAGGACUUUUAAAAAGACAGAAUUUAGUUUAUUUCGUACAACAUUUUGCACUUUCAAAAAGCCGUUGGCGCGCAGGUCCUUUAGCAUGCUGGUACAAGCCUUUUCAAUUGAUGUCCUUUUAGCUUGUUUCCUUCCAACAGCAAAUGCCAUUUUCCAAAAAGGUAUGAGACUAUGGCGAGCAGAUUUAUCAAAAAAAAAAAAAAAAAAAAUCAAUCACAUGUGUCGAACAAUGAGACCGUUUUUUGAUUCCAUUUUUUUGAAGAUAUUUAUUUCCAUUAAUUUCAUCGCAAAAUUUCGCUGAUUUCUGGACAAAUUUGCUUCUCAAAUUGUAAUCUCAAGUGUAAGCCGUCAUUCGAGAUAAACAAUUAACACCUUAAGUUUGUUCGAGAAAGGUUUUAACGAAUCUAAAAUUGAACUUAAUAUUAUUAAUUCGUCAUCUCCGUGCUAUCGGUGCACAAACACAGUGUGCGACCAACCGGCUGCUAUCUAUCCAUUCCAUUGUAAUAAAAUUUCUAUUAAUAUGUGGAAUAUAUUUGUCUUUUGUACUUUUUGUAUAUAAGUCCUGUUUACUUUAGAGUGCACCUUGCAUGUAUGUACAUGUGUAUGUUUGUGUGCAGAAGACAGACCACCAAUAAAGAAGAAAUUUAAUUAAAAACUGAAAGCAUAUGCAGCAUACGAAUAUGCAUACUUAUUGCGCUCACUUUAAAUGCCAGAAUUGUUUAAAUGCGAAAGCAAACGUGUUGCCUUUUAACAUUUUUAUUGCAAAGAGUUGAGCUCUUUUAGUUCGUAGGCCUCUCAGCUCUGGACAGAUAUUUUCUCUGUAAUUACUUAAAACAUUUAUUUAAUAUUUGAGCGCCCUAUGCACUGGAAAGCCCAACUCUGUUAAACUUUUAAUUGUUAAUUUUUUUUUUUGUUUAAAGACAACGAACUCUAGACGAAAGCUCUGAAAGCUUCUUAAUUUAGUGUAAUAAAUGGCCUUUAAAAGGCAUUUUGGAAUCUCUACAAAUGAUUCGUUUUUUAAAUAAAUUAAAAGCAACAUAACUAACACAGUGCUGCGCGAUUUCCGAUAGCAUUAUCGAUUGUCCCAUUAUAUCUUUUUUUUAAUCUUAGAGCCAUAAUCGUUUAAGUAAUUGAAAUACUAUAUCUCAGUUUCAAUUGAGUCGAUAAAGAAACCUAAAUUGAAGAACUUAUUUUUUUAUCCCAGAUGCACCUAUUUUUAAUUUUUCCUACAAAAUAAAAAAAAAUCGUUAAUAAUAUAAGCUUUUUGUACUUACGCACUUUAAGUGGAAAGAAAAGGAAUGCACUAAAUAAAGAGGUUAAAGGAUAAAUGUACUUUAUGUAUAGGUAGCCACCAUCCAUUCUGCUAUCAAUAGUCGCGCAAACUGUGUGUUUUGAAAAUAUAUCUCUACUGUGCAACUUCUUUAUUUUUGUUUGACUCUAGUUAAGUUUUAGCUAUAGCUGACUACUUCAUGCAAGUUAUCGAUAAAACUAUAGAUAGUGCUAACAGUCUUUGAUUAGUUGGUUUUGAUGCUACAAAUAGUUAUGUUGCCAUAGCCAAGAAAACAUUCUUUCUAAUCGAACUAAAAGAAACAAUCGAUCUUUUUUUUUAUCGCCGACACUAGAUUGGUCAAAGUGAAAUUAUAAAAUCCGUCUUUCAUCUCAGCUCUACUCAGAGCAUACUUGCGAUAACAUCAGUAGUGCUAUCAAUAAUAUUACAAUUUUUGAUGAUGUGGUAUUAAUGCUACAAAUUCCAUACUUUUGUCACAAAAAGAUUUCUUAUCGAUAGCAAAAGUUGCAAUCGAUAGUUUUUGCAUAGCAACGACAGAAGGUUGAUAAACAUAAGGUCAUCUCAAAUCAAUAACUCAAUCAAGCGCGAUAACUCUGCUCAAAAAUUAGCAUAAUUAAAAGGAACAAUCGAUAGUUUUCUCUUAUCGCAAAAUCAAAAAUUAAUCUCAACAAGUGUGACAACUCUACUUAGCCAACACUGUCGAUACCAGCGCUAGUGCUAUUGAUAACUUGGUAGCGCUAUUAAACAUGAUAUAAUUUCGUGUUCUUUUCCUUUUAGCAUUAUAUUCCUACCCACUAACUUUCCAGCCCCGAUACCUUUUUUGAGAUAUUAUCUUGAAGUAGUGAUAAGUGACUUUUAUGGGUUUUUCUUUUCAUUUUUUUUUUUGGAGCACUGUUUUUUAUUCGCAUAACUGAUUUACAAAAUGUGUUAUAUGUAAUAAAUGAAUACACUUUUAAGAGCUUUUAAGAUGAACAUUGAAAAAAACGAAGUUAUAUACAUAGGUGUAAUGAGAAAUGCGAAGAAUAACUGUAAAACUAGCCAACAAUUUGCUGUUUUACAUAUUGUUUUUUUUUUUAGUGUAGCCUAAAGAAUUUUUCUUAAAUGUUUUGUUGCAAUAAAUUGACUGAAUGUAUAACAAAUAUAUAAACCUUAUAUAUAACUAAAUAUUUGAAAACAAAUAUAUAUAUAUUUAAAUAGUUAUAUACAUAUAAAUAUAUAUUAAUAAAUGUCUAUUGUAAAUGCAAAUCAUAAUAGAAGUAACAGUGUAUGUUUGUAAAUGUGUGAGGAAAGGAAAUUUGUAAUUGGAAACGCGCCCAAUACUUAAAACGUACAACAACAAUUCCCAAAAGACAAUUGUUCAAUUGUUGCAAAAAAGGCUCAAUUUAAUUUAAAACGAACAUUUUAAGAAUACUAAGUACAAGUAUAUGUAUGUAUCAGUUUAUUUUGAAGGAGCUGCACACAAAGUCCGUCCUGUGUGUACGUCUAUUAGCCCAUUAUAUAUUUCUUUUCUAGUUCUAUUUUAAGUAGCUUCCGAAAAUUGUAAUCAAUUUUAUGUUGCGCGUUAUUUUUUAACAAAAUGAAGACAAAAAACAAAAUGGCUGACAAUAAAUAUUUGCACAGUGCAUAAGUGGAGAACAGAAAGGGAAAUAGAAAGAAAAAUACAAACUUCGUUCGGCAAAGCAGAAAGUUGUGCGCCCUAUGGGGUAACCAUCUAACCCCUCACCCCAACACCCUCACCAUCUAUUUUUUUAUUUUAUUUUGUAAAGCGCUUGACAUAUGAACUUGGCAAGCUUUCUCAAAAUUCCCUUUGAUCCCCUCUCUCUUUCACUGUCUCUCCCUCAAUCUUGUGACAGCUUAAAAAGUCCAAAAAUAUUAUACUUACUAUAUAUACAUGCGUAUAUAUUGUAUGUUAAGAAGUGUUGAGCAAAGUCUAUAUAUACAUAUAUGUAUAUACAUUAUGUGCGUGUGUCUGUAAAUCCGUAAGCUAGAAAUAAAUGUGAAACGUAAACUAUUUCCCUAGACCUGUAAGAGCUUUUUUUUUUGUAUAACUAUUAAUGUGCAUUCGAAUUGAUGUGCAGUCAAGAUUUAGAAGAAAAAAAAAUAAUAAUAAAGAGAUACACUCAAAGAAAAGGUGUUUUGAAUAAUUUAGGUAAGGAGGGCAGCGUGCUUGCAGCUGACAGACAAUCAAAGCUCAAAGAAAUGCAAAAACUUAUAACCAACUGAAUUACAAGAAUAGACAUUUAAAUGUGUUAGCGAGUGUUAAGAUGAACAAGAAGAAGAAGAAGAAGCUGUUUGCGCACACACGCUGCAUUUUGGAAAACGAAACGAAAAACAAUGGAAUAUGUGUAUGGAAGUGAAUAAAACUUAACUUUAUAUAGUAUAUAUACAAAUAUAUACAUUAAUCACAACCACUUUAAAAUAUACAUAUAUACAUAUAGUAUAAAUUAAAUCCAAAACAAAGCGUGGAAUAUACACAAGAACGGUAGGUUAAGCGAAAUGUACAAUACACUACAAAUAAAGCAGCGAAAUGAUAAAUGUGUAUAUGAUAUACAAGAAUAUGAAAAACAGAACACUAUGGAGAAAUACAAAAAAAGAAAUUUAAAAUAAAAAAACUAUGCAAAAUGUAAA
Molecule: messenger RNA, 6080 nt
Organism: Scaptodrosophila lebanonensis
Lineage: Eukaryota; Metazoa; Arthropoda; Insecta; Diptera; Drosophilidae
Gene: Tpst
Product: protein-tyrosine sulfotransferase
Exons: 7
Coding region: 26-1540 (504 amino acids)
Biological process (GO): peptidyl-tyrosine sulfation
Cellular component (GO): Golgi apparatus
Molecular function (GO): protein-tyrosine sulfotransferase activity
Source: RefSeq, a predicted model, not a curated record